This is a messenger RNA of Periconia digitata, 1833 nucleotides long. The record is from the annotation of a GenBank genome assembly. Lineage: Eukaryota; Fungi; Ascomycota; Dothideomycetes; Pleosporales; Periconiaceae.
GUAGGAGCUGUGGAACGUGUUGAACAUUUUUCUAAGUCAUUCACAACUUGCCUAAUCGAUAUCUCGCAAGCCCAGCCUGGGAACGGAGAUCUUCGAACAACAGAAAUCGACAUGGCCGACCUCUCACUUCUCAAACAACAAAGCAUGAACGCAGUCUUACUCUUCGCCCGCAGCCGCCAUGACUCCGACAAAGACUCCGACAAAGACUCCAAGAAGAUAUGCCCCCAAGAAAACACCACCGGUCCCCCGCUCGUCCCCUUUGUAGGGAACCUUUCCUUCCAUUCCUUCGCUACAAUCCUCACAGGCGCAAGCGCAGUCUUCUGCUUCCUCGCCAUCGCCAUCGCAAUCUCCCGCCAUGCAUUCAACUACACGAACCGCAUCCAGCAGCGGCAGGUCAUCCGCAUUAUCCUGCUCGUCCCUUGGGUGUCCCUGUUCUGCUUCCUCAUGGUCUGGCAGGAGGAGGCAGGGGAGUAUUUAGUGGGCAGUCUGGACUUUGGAUGCGCGAUUGCUCUAUCCGCGUUUUUGCUGCUCAUGUGCGAUUAUGUACUUGCUAGCCCUGGAGGGUAUCAGUCAUUGCUUGGAGAUGAUCCCGGUAGGCCUAAAGAGAAGACGCAGGGUUUGGCCUGGUUCAAGCGUGUGUGGUACAUGUCCCUUCAAUUCAUUCCCACCAGCUUGAUUCUCUGGGUCGUGACGUGCAUUACCCUCGCCAGUGACACGUACUGCGCGGCGAGCAACAGCCCGCAUUUCGCGCAUAUUUGGAUCACGGUGAUCAAAGGCGUUGUUACUGUUUGGGCUGUGCUGGCCGAUUUCAGGUUGUAUAAGCAGCAAAAGGCUGUUUUGAAACCACACAAUAUGCUGUUGAAGUUUGCGGCUUUCAAGGGAAUUAUUGGGUUGAAUGUCAUACAGACUCUAAUCAUCAACAUCCUCCUCGGCUCAUCCGUAAUCCGCCCAACCCAGCACCUAACCUACGAGGAUAUCAAAGUAGGACUCCCCAACUUGAUCCUCGGCCUCGAAAUGCCACUCUUCUCAAUCCUGAUCAUAUUCGCCUUCCCCGUCUCCCCGUACCAAAAACGCGGCGAUGGAAGUGCGACUCCCGCUGCGGGACCAUUGGUGGCGGUUGUCGAAGCGCUGAAUAUCACGGAUUUGCUAUCUUGCUUUGUUAGGGGGCCUAUGCGUUUGGUGAGGGAUCAGCAGUGGGGGAUCAUGAGACAGCAAAGUAUGCCUUUAGAAGGUGGUGGUGGAAAGGCCCACAGGGGUAGCGGUAGAAGAUCUCACAGUCGUAAUGGCAGAAGGUCUCACAGUCGUGGUGGUAGAAGGGAUCCCUGGGUUUGAAGGUAAAUAAUGGAUUAUAAAUGUCGGAAUAUCCAAUUGACUUUUUUUUUUUUGCUCGCGCGCAUGGUUGCUUUGUUCUACGGCGCUCUGGCGACCGACCCCGGGGAUGUUCAUUCGUGAACAUCGAAUACCCUUAUUCUCUGGUGCUACAGUACACAUAUCAUACCGCAUUUCUUCUGAACAAUAUCACAUUAUCCAUCGCCGACUACUACAUUACCCACCUACGCCCUUAACUCUCACACCUACCCAUGUACACAUUCACCCUCACACAACACCCUUCCUACCUCCCACUUUCACCACUACACAAGAUCUACACCUCUAUAGCAAAAAACACUAUUAUCCCCGUUCCCAUAAAACCGACUCAACUCAAGUAUUCAACAUUGAUGUUCCAAGUGCACAACCCCCACUUCACCCGCCCAGCACGCAGGAACAUGUUCCCCCGAGCACCAAACUUAACCGAAUCCGUCCUAGACCAACCAAACGAUGCGCGCGCGCGCAUGU